Molecule: messenger RNA, 1314 nt
Organism: Mucor mucedo
Lineage: Eukaryota; Fungi; Mucoromycota; Mucoromycetes; Mucorales; Mucoraceae
Exons: 4
Coding region: 1-1314 (437 amino acids)
Biological process (GO): positive regulation of transcription by RNA polymerase II; negative regulation of fatty acid biosynthetic process; double-strand break repair via homologous recombination
Cellular component (GO): BRCA1-A complex; plasma membrane; BRCA1-BARD1 complex
Molecular function (GO): ubiquitin-protein transferase activity
Source: RefSeq, a predicted model, not a curated record
AUGUUGAGUUCCUUAUUGAAAAUUGAACGAUACCUAAAGUGUGAUAUCUGCGAUUGCAUUUCAGAAAAACUUAUUGUCAUUCCAACCUGCCCAACUUGUGGAUUACCAGCCGAAGAAUUAUUAAAGGAUCCCAUGCAUGAUAAUCUCGUCAGUUAUGUCAGUAAAUUGAAAACUGCCCUGCUCAACCAUACACUGACGCCAUUAGAAGAGUCCUUAAAACGUGACUUAUCCGAUACUCAAGAUUCGGGGGAUUUGGAAGACGAAUACCGUGAUUUACCUGCCACCAAAAAAUUUAAGCCAGCAGAAGAAGGAGAGGAAAGAGUAAGACCUGCACGUAAGAAGCCACAGCCAAUUUAUGUGCAAAUGUCGGAUGAUGAGGAUAUUCCAGAUGCCGUACCUUCCAUAGUGGGUGCUCCGUAUGUACCACCGCCUUCACAGCCAUCAGAAACAACAGGCGAGACAUGGCAAUGUCCUGAAUGCGAGUUCCAGAACCAGGCUUGUGUUCAAACUUGUGGUGUGUGUAAAAAUUUCAAGAAUCGUCAUGUUCAAGUGGUAGUAACACCAAGCAAGCGAAAAGGGAGAUCCACUCGUGGGCUACAAGAUAAUUCAGUCGUACCCACUAUCGAGCCGAGUACCAUGGCAGAUCGUUCUUUAGACAGUGCCACAUUAGCUGCUGCAGCAGGAUCUUCUAAUGAAAACGACAAGGAAGUGCACAUCAUCUUUACGGGCGUAACAGAAAAAGAAAUGGGAUUGAUGGAAGAGCAAUUGAAGCAUGUGGCCGAAUCAAAAUUACAUAUUCACGUAGGAACAGAGUUAAAGGAUAUGGAAAAGACAACUCAUGUGAUUGCCAGUGUGGAUAAAAAGAAGCAAUGUCAUCGUACCUUAAAGUACCUGGAUGGUGUGGUGACAGGCAAAUGGAUCGUCACACCGCAAUGGCUACUGGAUAGUAUGAAGGCGAAGAGAUGGUUAGGAGAAAUAGGGUAUGAAAUCCAAGGCGAUGCUAAAAGCGGAAUCACACAUGCACCAGAAAAGGCCCGAAAGCGAAGGAAUCCAUUAUUUCAAGGCAUGAAUUUUUAUUUUGCCGGUGAGUUUUCUGAAACCCAUAACAAGAAAGAUUUAUCGCGCUUGCUGCGUGAUGGGGGAGGUAAUGUAGAGUCUCGUAAACCAGCUGCCAGUGAGGAUCCUACCAAACAAGCCAUCGUUAUUUACAGCAAACAAAUAACUCGAAAGAAGUUACAUUGGUUAGAAAAGGGUUAUCAAGUACGGGACCCCAUUUGGAUCAUUAAUUGUAUUAGUCAUUUCGAAUUGAAAUAA